CUAGAAUAUGAUUGGCCACUGUCCUCUUCUGCCUUUUCGUGAUUGGUCAGAAUUUGUGUCCAUCAACUAUAAUGCGCCAAGAGAAGUUUACAACCGUGCACACGUGAAGUACCCGAGUCAGAUGUUGAGAGGAUGCAAAAGUCACUUGUCAUCUUUCAAAAAAGAAACGAAUAAAAUAAAGCCAUACGCUGAUUUGCUGCAACGGGUUUCGAACAUAACUUUACGCAGCAAGUAUUUUGCAGCGGUGUGGAUGAACUCGUCGAUGUCUUCAUGGCAACGAGACGACUCGAUGAUGCGCGCUUAGCAUGGCGGUGGCCCCCGCAGCGACCACCCAGGGGUGGCGCACGCCGGUGAACCGGACGCGCCAGUCCCGGAGAGUGGCGCUUAUGCUGGGCUCUCUGCUCAUCUCUCUCCUCCUGAUACUCCACUGCCUGGCCGCACCGCUGCGAGCCACCUCCCGCCGGGCAGCUGCGGAGGAGCCGGAGCCCGACUCCUGGAGGACGGCUGAGUGGAGAGGCGCGGAGGGAGCGGCGGGGUACGUGAGCUUCAGGGGCUUCUUGCGGGGUCUCGCGGACGAUCGAGGCGGCCUCUCCGUUCUGGAUGCAUCGGAGAAGAUGGAGAAGGCUGCCGGCAUCUUACCGGCGGUGGGCCAAGUGGUGGCCGGCCGGAGAGCAUCACCGAGGCUCGCGGGUAGACUCAGCCCGCUCGGCGAGGGCGACAAGAAACUGCCCCAGGCGCUCAUCGUCGGCGUUAAGAAGGGAGGCACCCGGGCUCUGCUGGAGUUUCUGCGCGUCCAUCCGGACAUCAGGGCCCUUGGAGCAGAACCGCACUUCUUUGACCGCAACUAUGACAACGGUCUAAAGUGGUACAGGGAUCUGAUGCCCAAGACCUUGGAGGGCCAGAUCACCAUGGAGAAGACCCCCAGCUACUUCGUGACCAAAGAAGCGCCCGCCCGGAUCUCGGCCAUGUCGCGGGAGACCAAGCUGAUCGUGGUGGUGCGGGAUCCGGUCACCCGGGCCAUCUCGGACUACACUCAGACGCUGUCCAAGAAGCCCGACAUUCCGUCCUUCGAGAGCCUCACCUUCAAGAACAGGACUACGGGGCUCAUCGACACGUCGUGGAGCGCCAUCCAGAUCGGCAUCUACGCCAAGCACCUGGACAACUGGCUGCAGUACUUCCCCAUGGAGCAGAUCCUGUUUGUGAGCGGCGAGCGGCUCAUCAGCGACCCGGCCGGCGAGCUGGGACGCGUUCAGGACUUCCUGGGCCUCAAGCGCAUCAUCACUGACAAACAUUUCUACUUCAACCAGACCAAGGGGUUCCCGUGCCUAAAGAAGGCGGAGGGCAGCAGCAAGCCCCACUGCUUGGGCAAAACCAAAGGGCGCACCCACCCAGACAUCCGCCCAGAGGUGGUGCGCCGCCUCAGAGACUUCUACCGGCCCUUCAACAUGAAGUUCUACCAGAUGACUGCGCACAACUUUGGCUGGGAUGACUGAAUGUGGCGAACGACGACAUGCCGAAUAUCAGGGAGAAAGUUCCGUUUUUUUUUUUUUAAUUCUUAUUUCCCCUCUUCCACCAAUGAAUCGGCUAAAGCUAAAUUUGCAUCUUUACAUUUUGCUUUCUUUGAAAUGUCAGUUGAAAUUAAGCAAUAGAAAAAAAAACAACGUCUGUCAACUCAAUAUUUGAAUUUGAUGAACUUUGACAUUCCCUGGAACCUGAUUUAAAAUGAAUAGCUGCAUAUACAUACAAUAUAGAUAAUUAAUGUCACUAAAUGUAAAGAGAAAUAUGUGACCAGGUCUAAUAAAUAUAAUGCACAUACAGAAAAAUAGGAAUAAUUUUAAAAAAUAUAUAUUAAAAAUAUAUAAAAAAUAUAUAUUAAUAUUUGAUAAUAAUACUGAGGAAGGAUGAUAUAUUUUAUUAGUAGAACUAAAAUGUGCUUUCCACAGAUUUUGCAUUUACAGACAAAUCCUGCCAGUGAUUAUCAAAGGCAACAUUUCUAUUUUCUUUUUUGGUUCGAAACAACAAGAUGAAAGUGAUCAGCAGUACUCAAAAUGAGAAAUAUUGAAAAUUUAGUUAUUAUCUUUUGUCAACACCAAAAAAAUGCAACGUUCAAUCAAGAAACUACAUCGCAACUUGAAACUUUGACGUGUGUGACUUUAAAUCACAAAUUCAGCAUUUUAACUGAAUUUUUUGGGGGCUUUGAUGCAAAAAAUGUCAAAAAAAAAUUUGUUUCAUUUUGUUUUUUUCCCCUUUAAAGCUAGAAGCGAUCCCUUCAAAUAUGCAAAGUGUGAUAUUGUGUUUCUGGAACAAAUAUCAAAAUCAGAUAUUUAUGGAAGGACUUGUGUUUGUUUGAUGGAUGCUUUACUUUGAAUGGCAACAAAUGCACCGACUGAGUCAACGCCAUAUCUUGUAUUUAAAAGCCGGCGUAUGGUAACAAAGCUGCUUUUGAAGCGAAACAUUUUUUUACCGACAAAAUCUCAAAAGUAUUUUUGCAAAUGUAUUUAUUCCACACGUAUUUUGACACUUCACUCUGUUGUGUUUACAACACAGGCUUCCUUUUCACUUCCACUUUUUUUUUCCCCUUCCACGCUCGCCGCCACCCGAGCUCAUUCGUCCCGAAGCGGGACUCCAAUUUCCUCGGACGUGCCUCCGCUCAAUGUCACUUUUAAAGCCAGCGGGGGGCCGCGUGUGCCGUUCGAGGAGCACAAUGGCCCGCUUGUGUUCCUCUUUUUGUUGUGUGUGGACUUGUAAAAACAGAUGCGCAUCAAAAGAAACGCAAACGCUGAAAGGGUUUUCUGGUUUGAAUAAACGUUCUUGCAAA
Molecule: messenger RNA, 2818 nt
Organism: Hippocampus zosterae (dwarf seahorse)
Lineage: Eukaryota; Metazoa; Chordata; Actinopteri; Syngnathiformes; Syngnathidae
Product: heparan sulfate glucosamine 3-O-sulfotransferase 3B1-like
Exons: 2
Coding region: 306-1493 (395 amino acids)
Molecular function (GO): [heparan sulfate]-glucosamine 3-sulfotransferase activity
Source: RefSeq, a predicted model, not a curated record